This is a messenger RNA of Microbotryum saponariae, 329 nucleotides long. Lineage: Eukaryota; Fungi; Basidiomycota; Microbotryomycetes; Microbotryales; Microbotryaceae. The record is from the annotation of a GenBank genome assembly.
AUGAGAUUGUUCUUCGUUAUCACCUUUAGCCUCGCGAUGUGUAUGAUCCAUGCCCUUCCCGCCGAAGACCACAGCGGCACCACUCCGAGCCUCAAGGGGAGCAAGAAAAGGACCGUCCGACAAGGAAUCUGCUUGUGGGCCUGUCGGGGAUUCAUCUCACCGUCUGUGUAGGCUUUACAUAGAUCAUUCCCGCCCUACACAUUCCCACACUGGCACUGACUUCCACCUUUCGACCCGUCCGUCAACGUGACGACCCUAGCGCUGAUUGUUGCAAGAAGUGCGGCAUCGCAGACAAGAACUGCCCCUACGAGGGACUCGGCCAUGUAUGA